Rotaria sordida is the source of this 2108-nucleotide messenger RNA. The record is from the annotation of a GenBank genome assembly. NCBI's taxonomy places the organism in Eukaryota, Metazoa, Rotifera, Eurotatoria, Philodinida, Philodinidae.
AUGGAUAAAGAAAUAGCGACAAGGACCAUUGUCAGAGAAGAAGCAGCUAUGAUUGCCAACAACAGGACUGAUGGGGCGGCGCAUCGACGUGUUCCCAAACGAAUACCACGAAAUCUUUUACUAGUCUGGCUUGAUGCCAAUAUUGAUGAGGCAGAAAAAGAUUAUAAAGAAUCGUUAGAAGCAUUACGACAUAUAGAAACAAUUGAACCAUUCACGGACAGUGAACAAUGUGUGAAUUUCUUAAAUGAAUUAAAAGAAGAAAAGGUGUUGAUGAUUGUAGCUGGCUAUAUAGGUAAAAAUGUAAUCCAGCAAAUUCAAGGAUGGCCACAAUUGUACUCAGUUUAUGUCUUCUGUCGUAACCAAUCCGUACAUGAUCGAUGGGCCAGAAAUAUACCGAAGGUCAAAGGUGUUUACACACAAAUGAAAGAGCUUUGCGAAGCAUUAAAAAUGGAUCGUGAACGAUAUGAUCGAGACACAAUCUCGAUUAGUUUCAAUGGUCUUGAUCCAUCCUUUAUGUACACCCAAUUACUAAAGGAAUCUCUCUUGCAAAUUGAUGAUGAUGAUGCUAAAUCGAUUCACGACCUUGUCACAUAUUGCCGAGAUCGGCGUGACAUUGAUGAAGCUGAAAUCAAGCUGAUUGAAUGUGAGUAUCGGGAUCACUCACCAAUUUGGUGGUAUACAAGAGAGUCUUUUAUCUAUCGCGAACUAAAUCUUGGGUUACGACGAGUGGAUAUCGAUAUAAUACACAAAUUCGGCUUUUUCAUACGUGAUUUACACAAAAGUAUUGAAAAAUUACACGACGAACAACAGAACUCAAGUCGUAGUAAAUUUCAAGUCUUCCGAGGACAACGUUUGUCCAUGGAAUCCUUCGAAAAACUGAAGAAAACGAAAGGAAGCUUCAUGUCCUUCAAUAAUUUUUUGUCAACCAGUCAAAAUCGGGAGGUAUCAUUGGAAUUCACAAAACGUGCUAUAGAUGAUUCUACUGUAGUUGGAAUUCUCUUUGUCAUAGAUAUUGACCCAGAUAUUUGUGCGAAAUCAUUGACACCUUUUGUCCGCGUUACUCAAGGCGUCGGUCAUUUCGGUGCUACGGAAGAAGAAAUUUUAUUUUCCACACAUACGAUUUUUCGCAUCGAGAACAUUCAAAAAAUGGAUGCCAACAAUCGGCUUUGGGAAGUCAAACUCACUCUUGUUGGUAGCCAAGAUGAUGAUUUUAGUAGACUGACAGCGAGUAUACGUGACGAGGUUAAUUCAAAAGCGAGUACAGGAUGGUCCUUAUUUGGUUUGAUCUUACUCAAGCUUGGCGAAGCAGAUAAGGCAGAGCAACUGUACAAUGUUCUCCUCGGUAAUGCCUCUACUCACAAACAAAUAGCCGAGUAUAAUUUUUAUCUCGGAUGGGCUAAUUACCAAAUGGGUAAAUAUUCAGCAGCCCUUGAAUAUUACGAAAAAUCACGAAAAAUUCGAGAAGAAAAUAUAACUAAGGAUCAUGUGGAAGUGUCUAGAUGUUAUAACGCCAUCGGCAUAGUGCACCAGGCUUCAGGCGAGUACUCGGAAGCGUUUUCAUCGUAUGAGGAAGCGCUAAAAAUACAGAUAAUAGCUCUUCCUCCUAAUCAUCCGUCCUUGGCUGCUACUUAUAACAAUAUUGGUAAUGUGUAUCAAAACAUGGGCAAGUACUCAGAUGCUCUUUCAUCACAUCACAAAGCGCUCGAAAUCCGAAAAAUAGCUCUACCUGGAUAUCAUCCCGAUUUGGCUGCUUCUUACAACAACAUCGGUAUGGUGCAUCAGGCUAUGAGUGACUACUCGAAAGCUCUUUCAUCAUAUGAGCAAGCACUAAAAAUCCAGAUAAUAGUUCUUCCUCCUAAUCAUCUGUCCUUGGCUACUACUCAUAACAAUAUUGGUAAUGUGUAUCAAGACAUGGAUAACUACCAGAAAGCUCUCUCCUCACAUGAAAAAGCACUUCAAAUCCGAAAAACAGCUCUACCUCCGGAGCAUCCCGAUUUGGCUUCCUCCCACAACAACAUCGGUCUUAUACACGAAAAGCUCGGCAAUUACGAGCGGGCAUUGACAAAUUAUGAAAGAUCACAUGCUAUUUUGAAAAUUUCACUACCCCC